AUGGCCAAGCUGGAUGAUGGCGAGUCAUGUUAUGAGAUUCUUGGCGUUGAUCCCGGUUCCACGCCGUCAGAGAUUCGGCAGGCAUACCGAAAGCUGGCUUUGGCGAAGCAUCCAGAUCGCGGGGGUGACCCCGAAGAGUUCGCCAGGCUUAGCAAGGCAUAUGAGGUGCUUUCUAAUGCCAAGUCCCGCGCGAACUAUGAUAAGACCGGCCGGACUUCCAAGCUGACGGCCGAGGAGGAGUUUAUCGAGGCCUUUCGCAGCUCCGCCGAGCCGGCUCCACCUCCACGCGAGCCACGGGAGCCAGCACGAAGGCCUCGAACGGAGAAUCAGCACCGGAGCGGUGGAGUCCAUAGCUUCUCGGCAAAUGUGGGGUCACGAUCCUCGCCAGAGAAAGAUGCUGGCUUCAUUCGGCCGGAGACCUUGGCGAGUGUGGCCAGUGAGGCAGGAUUCAGCCCAGGCGCGCGUGUGCGAGUCGUCGGGCUGGAGAAACAGCAAGCGCUCAACUCGGCCACGGGAACGCUGGUCAAGCUUCACAACGACCGGUGGCAGGUGCGCUUGGACGGGGAGGGGGACAAGCUACUAAAGGCCAAAAAUCUGCGAUUGGAAGACAGUCCAGACAUGCAGAGGGCCGACGCUCAGAACGGGCGCCGCCCCAGCGCAGAGGACGUGCGCCGCCGUCCCACUGCGGAGGACGCGCACCGCCGGCCAAGUGCGGAGGACGCGCGCCGCGGCUCUUUCUCCCGGCCCACUCCGGACUAUGUGCGUGCCGACUCCAGCGCCAUUGACAUUGCAGGCAGCUGGAAUAAUUGGAGGCCGCAGCGGAUGAUCAUCGAACCCCAACGUCGAUGCCAUAAGUUCCAGGUUCAGCUGCCGUCAGGUUCCAGUGAAAGUUUCCAGCUUUUUGUGCCCGGCGAUGGGCUGGGCCGCUGUCUCCAUCCUGACCGCCCAGAUGCAAAUCCUCACGAAUUUCAUCGCCUCACUGGGCCGGAUGACAAUGCAAAGGGCUACAGUUGGACCAUCGGCAAGCAUGCAAGCGACAAAGUUGCUGCAGGGGGCCGCUAUGAAGUCAUCCUCAUUUAUGCCGCAAACGGUAGGCCAGAUCGUAUCGAAUGGGUGCAUCUGAAUCCGCGGAACACGACGCCCAAGGCAUCCUUCCCAGCCCGCCCAGGUGCCAGCAAGGCCUACAGUGGAUUGACUGUUGCUACGUUCCUUCAAGCUGCCAAGCCAGAGUGGUCUGGCAAGGAUGUAACGUCGGUUUGCGAAAAGCUGGCGAAAGUCCACGUCGUAGAUAUUCCCAGCUUGUUAAAGGUGUUGCAGUCUGAGGGCUCCUCUGGCAUCAACCACAAGUUCAAGGCCGCGGGUGAGAAAGCCUUCACAGAUCAAACGCUGCGAGCGCUCCGCCAGCAUGCGAGGAAGGUGUCCGAAGAAGAGACAGCGCGAGUCGCAAGGGCGAAUGCACCAAAGGUCGAGCGCGCGGCUGCUUCACCGCAAACCUCUGGCAGCUUGCCGCCUGUUCCUACACAAGAAUAUCGGGUGGUUCAUGAGUUUGCAUAUGUGCGGCAGGAGCCUUCUUUGCACUCACCGCUCUGUGGCAAGAAGGAGCAAGGCGACACGGUGCGCGCUUGCGAAGAAACCUUCGAUGGCUGGGUAAAACUCCAUGGACAGCCAGGAUAUAUAAUCAAGGAUAUGGCUGGAAAGCAGGGAAUCGGAAAGAUUCUCAGCGCCGUUGGCAAGCCGCCGACUCUGGUUCUCCCAGAAUCGCAAGCCACAGCAACAGCAUUGGUCUUUGAAGUCGUGUACAAGCCGCUGGUGGCAGUGCGGGUUGGACCAUCGAAGAGCCGGCCGAUUCAGGGAACUCGCAAGUUCGGCGAGAGCUUCCGCGCUGAUGCUCAAGGAUACGGCGGAUGGAUCAGGGUAUGUGCCGAAGAUGGAGGAGGGUGGAUGUUGACUGCGGACCCGGACCUCGGCCAGUUGUUGAGCUGCAAGAUGUUGCAGGAGCGCGAGCAGAAGGUGAAAGCACUGGACCGGGCUGCGGCAGCAGGCGACCCGGGAGCUUUGGGUGAAGCUCUGGGUGCCGCAAGAAGGGCGGGUCUGGGAGGUGAGGCGGUCACUAGCGCGGAGCGGGAGCUGCGGCAGCUUCGCGAGCGUGAGGCAGCCCGGAAGGACUUACUGCAACGUGCAUCAAGCGCCAAAACGGAUGGGAGAGAUGCAAGGCUGCGCAGUUGCAUUGAGGAGGCGGAUGAGAGGGGAUUUGUGAAGGAGAAGCUGGCCAUGCAAGAGGCCUUGGAGAAUUUGCUGGCCACCAAAGCAGAGACACAGAAGGAGCAUGAUGUGCUCCUGGACAAUCUGGCUGCUGCAGCUGCCAGUGGGGAUGUAGCACAGAUAAAAGUGGCACGGAACGCUGCGAAGGAAGGUGGUGUGCCCAUGAAGGAGAUCGCGCGAGUUUUUGCUUUGCAUAACAGCCAAGCUACAUAA
This is a messenger RNA of Symbiodinium pilosum, 2475 nucleotides long. The record is from the annotation of a GenBank genome assembly. NCBI's taxonomy places the organism in Eukaryota, Dinophyceae, Suessiales, Symbiodiniaceae.